Molecule: messenger RNA, 2317 nt
Organism: Exaiptasia diaphana
Lineage: Eukaryota; Metazoa; Cnidaria; Anthozoa; Actiniaria; Aiptasiidae
Exons: 15
Coding region: 62-2317 (751 amino acids)
Cellular component (GO): membrane
Molecular function (GO): protein binding
Source: RefSeq, a predicted model, not a curated record
GUAAAGAAAGCGAAUAGCAUGUGAAGUGUGGAGCAUCCAGGUUUCUCCGCACAACAAAAUUAUGUCUUUUCCUCUGUUGACAAUUUUGUUUCUAACGGUGGUACUUCAAGCUUCAGCCCAAACAAACAGUGCAAAAGCCAUUGUUAAUGGAUCUACUAUACCAGGACAAGGCUAUGUUUAUGUCAACGACGCAAUAGGAAAUCUCACCAWUCUAAAAGAAGUGUGGAUUGAAUACCCAUACAUCGCAUAUGGGCUUCAGGAAAUUGUUAAUGUUGCUUGCAAAAUGGCUGGCUAUAACGGAACUUCCUCCCCCUGCAUGCAUGGUUACUACUCGCUUGACGGUUGGAAAUUGAAACAASGUCCAUCUCAUUUAAAAAUUAGAGCUUGUAAAGGAACCGAGGCUACACUGCUCCAAUGUGAACAAACUUCUUAUACACCUCAACCAUUGAUGGUGAAUUGUUUGCCACCUGAACCCACUCAUUUUCAUGGAGUUUUCUUCAAGCAAUGGAUAGGUAAAGGCUUACUUCCUGAUAAAUCUCGCUGGAAAUAUGCUCCAGUAUUUCAAAAACAGCCGUUAUUAAGUUACAUCCUGGCAACAUUUGAUGUUUUCAAAACUUUGUGGGAUUCUUCAGUUAUAAAAGUAACUGCAUAUCUAAUGGUUAAACGUCCAGGGGAAUAUUCUAUUGGCGCUGCUUGCAAGUAUGGAUGUGAAGUAUGGUGGACGAGAGUCCAAGAACCAGGGCUAAGUGAUUUUGGGAAAUCUGCAAAUAUGAUUAUCAAAUUAGCUGCAACUGCAAAACCAAACGAGUACGAAAGGAAUCCAAAGAAAAACAUUAAAAUGCUUAUUACCUGCCACGUAUACCAAAUGGAGUUCUACGCUAGGCUAGAACGACAUGGAGAUUUUGCAAACAUUGCGCUAAAGUCCGAAAGUUAUCAAAGUUGGUCACCUAUACCAACAGAAUUAUUGUACUGGGACAAGCCAGGGUCAAGGGAACUUCAUUUUAGUUUGACAAACAACAUCAGCUCUCACAUAAAUCUUGGCUCAAAGUUAUUAAUAAAAGCUUUGUACAAGUUUUGCUGUGUAGGACURCGAUGUCCAACCUGUCCUUUGACUCUCAAUCUUCACGCCCUCGAACAGAAAAUAUUGGURAACAGUAGCUUACAGAUGGAUUGUAUGGAAUACUYUUUCAAUUACUCCAUUGAUGUUAUACAACAGCCAAAGAACUAUUCUAUAGAGAUAAGCUACUACCUAAAUGGAGAUGAACGAUGGACAAAGAAGAGAACAGUUAAAACAAUUCAAGUUUCUGAAUCUACAUUUUACAGCUGUAGACUUUUGGAUUCUCGUCACCAUAGUUGUAGCGCUGAUUGGAAGGUGUACGUACAAACUGAAAGUAGUCUUACUCCCGACACUUCAAAAGUCAAUGAAGACUACAACAAAUCUUCCUCCUGCUAUGGAACCAAGCAUCUCCAGUCACCAACUCUUCCAUGGAGGGAAGCAUUCAAAAACAUUAGUCUUUGUGCAAGUUUUUCAUAUCGACUCCCAUCACAAGGCCUAUCGCGACUUGAUGUCUACCUUUUGCUAAAGAGUGGGAAUCAGCAUAAAUGGUCAAUCAAAGGAUAUCAAGGAGCAUCUUGGAAAAACGGCAGUAUUUCUAUCGUUCGAAUAAAAGAGCAAUUCAAGGUCUUAUUCAACAUUUCGUCCAAUGUAAACAAAGCUACUUGUGGAAUUCAAGACUUCCGACUAUCAUCAUCGGAAUGCAAGAUUUUCCCAAAGCACGCAGAACCCGGGUAUCGAUGUGCAGAUUCACAAUAUCAGUGUAACAAUGGAGAAUGUAUUGACAAAUAUAAAAGAUGUGACGGGCUCAAAGACGAUUGCAUCGAUGGUUCGGAUGAAACUGGAUGUGCUUGCCUUACRGGUCAAUUUAGGUGCUUCGAUGGAUCAUGCGUGGACGCCUCUAAGCUCUGCAAUAAGAAAUUAGAUUGUAAAAACGAAGAUGAAAUGCGAUGUGGUAACGAGCCUGAUGACUGUCCUGGGUUUCGAUGCAUCGAUGGAAGAUGUCCAACUUUACCAUCACAAUGCGAAGAUAUAACGUACAAUAUUUCGGAAUGCUGGAAAUUCGCCAAAUACCACACAAAUAUUUGCAGGGAGAAGAMUGCAAAUUGUGGUAUAUCAAGAGGUAUAUGCGGAUUUGACACUGGACCUUGUGGGAUGGAAAAUGAUGGAUGGAGCUACAACUCACUGACCGACAAAAUCUAYAAAAGAUUUGAUCAUUCGUUUAAAGAUGAAGGUACCCAUAGUAUAUCUUCUAUUGAAUAA